Molecule: messenger RNA, 705 nt
Organism: Henningerozyma blattae CBS 6284
Lineage: Eukaryota; Fungi; Ascomycota; Saccharomycetes; Saccharomycetales; Saccharomycetaceae
Exons: 1
Coding region: 1-705 (234 amino acids)
Source: RefSeq, a predicted model, not a curated record
AUGGUUGGGUAUGACUUCGAUCAUAGGGGGUACCGUAUUUAUCACACAGAAAGUGGAAAAAUUUUUGUCUCAAAACAAGUAGUAUUUGAUGAAAAGAUGUUUCCACUAGAAUCAACAUCAGCUGUAGAAUUGUCCCAUAAAUUUGCUACCAAUACAUUAGGGGGCAUUCCUUCAUAUCCUGAUCAAGGUUCAUCUAUUAGUGUACCUCGUUCUAUCGUUAAUCCUCCAACUAUAUUGUCUAACAACAAUAAUAAUGAUAAUACUUCGGUUAUGUCUUUUACUAAUAGCAAUGAUAAUACGUCAGUUAUGUCUUCUACUAAUAACAAUGAUAAUACUUCAGUUGUGUCUUCUACCAACAAUAACGUUAAUCCUUCAACUAUGUCUUCUAAUAAUGAUAAUGCUUUAACUAUAGUUUCUAAUAUUAACAAUAAUGAUAAUAAUACUUUAAUUGUCUCUUCCAAUAACAAUAAUGAUAAUUCUCUAGGUCAGAUAUUUGAUGAUAUGGAUAUAGAUGAACCUGAAAACACAAGCCAAGAAUCACCUAACCCUCUAUUAAACGAAUGGAUGAUGAGGAUGCAAAGUGCAGUCGUGGAUUUACACAAUGAAAGUGAACAUAUGAACUCGUCGUUUCAUGACUCAGUCAAACAAUUGGCACAUAGAGUAGAUACAGCUCUUAGAACAAUUUCUGAGAAUUCCCCUUCAUAA